Molecule: messenger RNA, 786 nt
Organism: Talaromyces atroroseus
Lineage: Eukaryota; Fungi; Ascomycota; Eurotiomycetes; Eurotiales; Trichocomaceae
Exons: 3
Coding region: 1-786 (261 amino acids)
Source: RefSeq, a predicted model, not a curated record
AUGCUGGCAUCGGCAAAGCAACUAUUCGCGCCCUCGCACUACAUGACCCCGCGCGAAUCUAAUUCUGAUGCGUUGAGGGCUGAAACUCUGUAUAACCGAAUCGACAUUCUGGAUCUAGAUCUAGCAUCUUUGGAUAGUGUCAAAAAGUGCGCGGACGAAUUCGACAAGAAGGAAAAUCGUCUUGAUCUCCUCUUCCUCAACGCCGGCGUUGCCAGUACGCCUCCCGCUCUGACCCAGGAAGGCUUCGAGUAUCAGUUUGGGAUCAAUCAUAUGGGCCACGCGCUUCUCACACAGCUUCUCGUCCCUAAGAUGAUACAAACGCGACAGGAGGAUCCGAGAGCGGAUGUACGCAUAGUAGCAACUGCAUCCAACGCUGCAUUUGCUCCUUUUCUUCCAAAAGGGGGUCUCGCAUUGAACGUCAUGCGCCAGCCGGAUGCAUAUAGUCCCAUGGGUCUCUACGCUCACUCUAAACUGGCAAACGUCCUUUUCAUCAGAAAAAUCGCUCAAAUUUACCCGGGUGCUCGCGGCGUGGUUAGCAUGCUGUUCAAAGCAGUUGUAUGGGCAACAGCAGUCGAUACCGAUCAAGGCGCGAAGUCGCAGCUGUGGUGCGGUACAGCACCCCUUGGUGGAGUGACAGGGGUCCAGACCGCACAGUACUACGAGCCAGUUGGAAAGAGUCGGAUGCUCAAGGGUGUGGCGGCAGACCAAAAGCUCACUGAUGAGCUCUGGGAAUGGACUAACAGUGCACUUGCCAGCUAUGGUGGCAAAGACUGGCCCAUUAUGUGA